This is a messenger RNA of Bursaphelenchus xylophilus (pine wood nematode), 2593 nucleotides long. NCBI's taxonomy places the organism in Eukaryota, Metazoa, Nematoda, Chromadorea, Rhabditida, Aphelenchoididae. The record is from the annotation of a GenBank genome assembly.
AUGCUUUACGAAGAGCGGUUGGAUCUGACAUUGCCUCCUGGCUGGUACAUUUUUGCUCCAGAAUGGGGACGAAUCUUAGAGGCGCGAAAUUUCCUUCCAAUUUUGGGCUCUUUCCUGGCCUUCAAGCUCUUCUCCAUCUGUAUGUGGAGAUGGUCCUGGACGAAUUUUAGUGGAUUUCGGUGAGAAUUUUCAAGAUUCCCCAAAUUUUCAGGCAAUACCGGCUCCGAAAUUUGACAAUUUGCAUUACCCAUUCAAUGAUCAGCGGAGGGUUCGUGUUGGGCUUUGCCAUUACCCACUUCCGGUUGAUGUUCGACAAUCCAGCGACUUAUUAUGAGCCCUACAUGAAGUAUGUCUUCCAAUUCAGUGUCGGUAAGAAUUUCAGGGGAAUUUUGAGGGAAACCGGAGGCUUUUUUUGCAAAAAUUUCUCAUUUUUGCUGAUUUUUCGCUUGGACGAUUGGGGAAAAGUACGAUAGGGGAAACAGAAAAUUAUUAUUUUUCUUCGAUGCAAGUGUGAAAUUAAGGUAAUCGAGGGGUUUUUGAUAAGCAUGGCUGCAAACCGGGCCAGCCCGGCCCGGGCCUGCGGGCCGGGCCUAAAUCUCCAAGCCCGGCCCGGGCCCGGGCUUGUAAAAUUUGGAAAGCCCGGCCCGGUUCGGCCCGGAAAAUUUUUGUACUACGCUGGAAAGAAACAAAGCAGGAAAUGAAGGGAAAAUUCGCAAAAUGUAAAAGAUAAUUUAGCAAAACAUAUACAUAGUUCAAUUGCCGCUUGACUAUUUUUGUAAAUUACUAAGUCGCCAUAAAUUGUCUUACCAUCUGGUUACAAAAAAUCAUAAAAUUUUGUGUAUAGUCACCCAAAUUUUAGCAAAAAUGUUUUAUCACAGAUCUUUUAUUGAAUUUGAAAAAACCUACAAGCGUAUUGCGUAUUUUUGAAAAUUUUUCCUUUUGCUUUUUUUGCCAGCGUAUUAACUAUGAGGUCGCACUUAAGAAUUUCUGAAAAUUUUUUUUCAAAUUGACCUGAAAAUUAUUUUUUCAUUUGGGCGAGUGGUAAAUAAGGUCAUUUUACGUUCGCUAUCAGCAUUGUGUUCGAAAAAAUGAAAAAUUUUAUCGAAAAAGCUUAUUUUUUCCUUUUUUUCCGGGCAAAACUCAGAUUUCAUAAAAAACCGGGCCGGCCCGGGCCGGGCCAGGCCUGAAAAUCGAAGCCCGGGGCCGGGCCGAGAAAUUAGUCGGCCCGGCCCGGGCCGGGAAAUUUUGGAAAGCCCGGCCCGGAGCCAUGCCUAGUUUUUGAUAGCUACUUUUUUCCUUACGUAGUAGUGUAAAAUAGUAAUUUUUUGCAUUUUUUUCAUAAAUACUCGAUUUAGGGGUCUUUGAUGGUGCUGAUUUCGAAAAUCUUAUUCAUUUUUUCUGAUUUGAAAGCACCACCUUCGAAAACCCCCAAAUCGAGUAUCCAUGAAAAAAUUCAAAAAAUUACAACUUUACGGUACUACUUUAGGAAAAAAGUAAGCAUCAAAAAAUGACUGUCAUUUUCGAAAUCAGCACCCUCGAUUAUCCUUAUUUCACACUAGUAGCGAACAAAAAUAAUACUUUUCAGUUUCCCCAAUCAUCUUUUUCCCCAAUCGUCCCAGUUCCGAUUUUUCGGAGUUUCGAACGUUUUUGGGUUAAAAAUUUUUGAUUUGGGAUCAAAAUUAUUUUGUGUUUGGCAUUAAAAACUCUUUCGGACAUUAAUGACGUUGGUUUUCACCGAUUUUUUCCCAAUUUUCCAAAAUUUUUGACUUUUAGUCAUCGUUUCAAAUUUUCGUCUCUUUUUCGCUAAAAAUCUCAUUUUCAUUUUGAAAUUUUCGAAUUAUUUGAUUUUUCAAUGCCAGCUGGUUUCUAUAGAAAUAAAUUUUGGCUUAAUUUUAGCGAUUUUUCUCUGAAAAUUUUCGAAAAUCCCUGAUCUUCCCUUAUUUUCAUUUUCAGGGUAUUUUAUCCACGAUGCCUUGGACAUGUUGAAGCAUGAGAUCUCCAGAUGGACUCUAGAGCUCUUAUUCCAUCAUGCCGUGACUGUUUUUGUCUUCCUUUGCCCCAUCUGCAGUCAUGAUUUUGCGAUUUUUGGGUAUUGGGGACUACUAAUGGAGGUGAACAGGUAAAUUAGUAUAAAACUCGUAGUUUUUGAGCAUUUUCAAUGGAUUUUGAGUUGUAAUAUUGAAUUUCUAGCGUCUUUUUGCACAUGAGAACACUGCAUCAACUUUCUGGGCGGGCGGAAAGUCAUAAAAUGGAGUUUGAAAUCAUUAAAUAUCUGAAUGUUGUGACGUAAGUGGUCGAUUUUUUUAAGAUUUUUAAUUAAAAAAAAGCGUUUGGAGUCUGUAAAUUAUCUCACUGACCUUUUAGCUUCGUCAUUUUCCGGUUUUUCGUCCAGAUUUUCCAAGUUCACUUCACUUUCACCCAACAAGACCACUUUGUCUACUUCUACAAAGCCGUCGGAUUAUAUGGAAGCAUCUUUUUCUUCGUCGUGAAUUGCAUGCUGUUGUAUCGUGUGCUGGCGUCGGACGGCUUCCUGGGCAAGAAAAUCCAAACCGCCGCCAAGAAUUCGAACAGAGACAAGGAGAAGGACAAGUGA